Messenger RNA from Saccostrea echinata, 4964 nucleotides. RefSeq names its product putative Polycomb group protein ASXL2. Bases 104 to 4537 code for a protein of 1477 amino acids. The transcript has 17 exons. The record is from RefSeq and is a predicted model, not a curated record. Lineage: Eukaryota; Metazoa; Mollusca; Bivalvia; Ostreida; Ostreidae. Gene Ontology annotation, cellular component: PR-DUB complex. Gene Ontology annotation, biological process: animal organ morphogenesis; positive regulation of transcription by RNA polymerase II. Gene Ontology annotation, molecular function: zinc ion binding; sequence-specific DNA binding; chromatin binding.
CCCCGUUCUGAACGAUUAAUUUCCAAAAUGGCGCUUGAUGUUGAUAAAAAAAAUCUUUUGUACUGAAUGUUUAUAAAUUGAUCAAAAUGAAAUCUCUUAAAUAAUGCAGACAGAUAAGCAAGUAAAGAAGAAGUCAAGAACAUGGGCUGAAGCAGCUAAACUUGUUUUGGAGAAGUAUAAACAGACACCUAUGAGCCAUAAGGCAAUACUAAAAUCAAUUCAAGAAGACAAUUUAAAAGAUAUAAGUGGUUCCGUUCCUCUGGCUUGCCUUAAUUCCUGUUUGCAUGCAUAUUCUCGUGGUAAAGAGGCUGUAUUCUACAAAGUUGCAGGAAGAUCUGGUGUGUAUGGAUUAAUGAAUGAUAGGCCAGCUGGCUCAAGUCUACUAGAGGUUACAGAGGAUAUAGGAGAAGAAAGUGACAAGGAGAAAUCUUUUAAGGAAAGAAGAAAGGAAAAUGUGAUGUAUAUAAAGCUACCAAAUGGUUACAAGACAAUACCUCCGACAGAAUCUGAUGAAGAUGAACCACUUUCAGUAGUGGAUGAAAAAGACCAGAGCAGUUCAACAAUGUCUUCAGAGACCCUGGACAAUGGUACAAAUUCCUCAACUGAGAGCACUGCACUCAGGAGGAGUAUGAGACAACAGAAAAAGAAAAGACCAGACUUCCCUAGGAUUAUUAUUAAACCCAUUCCACCUCCUAAAGACGAUGAAAAGGCAAAGGAAACAAAAGUGACCUUUACAAGUACAAGGGUGGAAAAUGGUGUAAACCAUAGUUCUGAUGACAACCAGAGUGACUCCUCUGAGAGAUCUCCAGGAUUGUCUGGCUUCCAAAAAACCCAAACCAUGAGGGAAAUGUUAGCUGGCAUCCCUGGCAUAAGUAUGAAGCCAAGAAAAAGUAGAAACAGAAAGCUUAGUCAUGCAGCACAGAUUGCCCAAACCAAGGAGGGAUGUAUAGACCUGGAGACUCCUGACUCCAUUCUGGUCAACACCAAUCUUCGGGCCCUGUUUGGAAGAUCUACAUUUAAUUUGUUACCGGUUCAUUACCAGUACAAACUUCUUCAGCUUCUCCCAGAAUGUGACAGAAUUCUGGAAACGGAAAGCAAAUUCAGGAUGAGCACCACUGCUUUUAAUAAUGAAUUCUUCAAUAAGGCAUGUGAAGAAUGGAGGGAGAGGUUGUCAGAAGGUGAAUUCACUCCAGAAAAUCAAUUACGAUUGAAACAGGAUGAAGAAAAGGAACAAACAAAACUAGAUCCUUGGAAGGCCAAGCACUUUGAACCAGUGUGGGGAAAGAGGUUCAGUGGUCAGGCUGUCCCAAAGGCUGAUAUUCCAUCUCCCCCUCCCCAGCCUCCUAUUCCCAAAAUGAAAAUUAAGCCAGCCCUGAAAAAAUCCACAACAAAGGUGUCUACAUUAAUCAAACAGGAGAAAAUAUCACAGACUGUAUCACAACCUGUGGUUAACAGUACAUAUGUUAGUGAACCCUCAUCUCAAAGUGGUCUCUUGUUGAAAAUUUCUCAUGAUAAAUCCGAAUUUGUGAUGGGUCGAGGUGACAAAAAUGUGAUGCGUCAUCAAACAUUGAAAAGAUCUUUGUCAGGUGAUAUUAAGAAUGAAGAUGGAGGUGAGAGUCCCUCAAAGAAAAACCGUAUAGCCCCUGUACACUCCCCUUUGAAGACUGUUAUUCAAGUGUGUACUGCAAAUCAGAUGGCAAAAAUUACCAGGCCUGUAACAAUCGAUACCAGUCCAGGUGUGAACCAGCCAAAACAAGUCUCCCUUUUAAGCACUGCUACCUCACCUGUUCUUUCACAGAUGCAACAAACUGUUUACUCUGCUCCAAGAGCCCAAACACAUAUUUCUCCCCCUAAAUCAUCCCAAGAUAUGUCAUCCCAGACUAGAACUCUUGCACAAAUCAAAGUCCAGACAAAUGCAGCAAGAGGUGCACCAGUACAGAUCGAGAGACAGACUAGAACUCUGGCCCAAAUAAAAGCUGAGACCAGAGCUAAAAUUCAGAUGAGAAAUCAAGGAAAACCACAGGAAGUUAAUGCUCCCACAACUGUGAAAAAAUUGACAUUCCCAAGUGCACCAAUGGCAAGACAGGUACCUAACAUCCUGCAUGGCCGACAGCGAAGUAUCCCCAGUAAGGCACCAUCUUCUCCUCCAAAUCCCAAUGUCCCUGAACCUCCAGAAGAAACAAAGGAUGGGAUCAAAUUAAAAAGAUCUUUGCAAAUCUGUAAAGAUGUGAUAAAGAAAACAGGAGGGCUUUCAUAUCAAGUCAAUGCAGAUGGCAAAGUUAAAAUCAAUACUCCUGUGUCUACGACAGAACCUGUUGCAAUUUUAAAACAAGAUCCAAAGCCACCUGCCUCAGCAUUGUUGACUCAGAGUGCAAAAAGUGCCUCAAAAGUUGUAUUUGCAAACACUCCUGCUUCUGAAAAUAUGACUACUCUUCCUUCAAUCUCUGGUAUUCUCCCAGCUUCCUCCAGUUUACAGACAUUGGCUUCUGGUAAUGCAGAAGCAUCAGAACAGUUUGUUGUGCGUGUGACAAAACCCCCGACUACAUUACAGCCCCAGGUUACAACAGCUAGGGUGGUAACUGUUCCAGGAUCAAAUGCCAAAUUUCUAAUCCCUUCUGGAAUUCCAACUACAGCUGUUGGUAAUUCUAGUAUUGUACAAAUUUUGAACUCAGCUCCUGGAAGCAAUUUAGUGACUAUGCAAUCACUUCAGCCAUCGAGAGCCUCCAGUGCUCCUCCCCAGAAUGAAGUUACCCCAACAAGUGUUCAAGUACAAGCUGUAUCAAGAUCAGCUAGUGUGGGAUUAAGUAGUAACAGAGUAGAAGCUGGUUCUUCUCAGCAGCAUCUACAUUACUUAUUGCAACAACAACACCAGAAUCAGCAAAGGCAAAAGAUUGUUAGAGUUCAACAACCAGUGUCUGGUGAGCCCAGCACUUCUCAAUCAAAAAUUGCAGACUCUUCAACAACUCCAGAGACCAGCAGUACAGAGGGUAACUCAGUCAUGGUUCAACAGACACCAGUAAAUGCUGCUGCUGAGUCAUCGUCUGCAAAACUCCCACAAGCACCAGCAGCAACAGUGUCCAGGGUCAUCGUCAGUAGUGCAAGUCAACUGGUCAGUCAGAUGAAAAAGGAAGCACAGCUGGGGAAAACUUUGACCAACCAAGCCUCAGUUGUCACAGUUCCUUCUUCAACAGGAAACGGCACAACAAAAAUUGUUCUGCCUACUGCAAUCUUGACCAGUGCUUUGGCGGGAGCCCAUUCAUCGCACUUGAUUGUAUUCAGUCAACGCCACGAAGAUGGUGUGAUUUUCGGAUUCGAAAUGGCAGGGAGUGAGAAGUUACAAGACAUUUUGAACGAUUUCCCGGAGGUGACUCCAAUCAGGGCGUAUCUACAAGAUUACACUUACAACUACUCACGUCCUCACACGUGGUUUGGGGAUCAGCACGCUCAUUCAAGACUCAGCAAUCACCAUCCUCCGGAUUUUGUUGAAAGAAAGCCUAAUGCUCUUCCAAAACUUCAGCUAGAUCAUCUUCAUUUCCCACCCACAAAUCUGUCAACAGUAAAGCAGGAUCCAUGCAACAUCAAGGCAGAACCAUAUGAAUAUGCAACAGAAACAGAAGUGAAAAAUGAAUAUGUACAAGUCGAUCAUCCAGUGGUUAAAUUUCCACCAAUUAAGCUGGAACCUGAUGAGUUUCCUACAGUUAAUAUUAGAGACUUGGGAAGCAGUAUAUUACAACUCUCCAAUGCUGAAAAAUCAAGUAAUUCUGAUGUUCCUUCUUCAAGAUAUCUUCAGAAUAACCCCCAGAUCUUGCUACCUCUGCGGCAACCUCUUGUUGAUAUGACCAAUGUCUUAGAGUCAUUUAAUAGUGGAAGGUCAAAGGAGAACAGCCAAAAUGAAAGAGAAAAUCCCAGAAGGGUACCGCUCUCCAAGUAUUUGCCUGUUUUAUGGAAAUCCGUUUUUGAUUCCAGAAAUACUCAAAGCGAUUCAGAGGAGGAAAAACCCAUGAUAGAUAAAGGAUUUCCAAAGAACUCAGAGGGUCAGGAAAGGAGGGUGAAAAGGUCGAGGAAACUUCAAAUACCAGUUAAAAGCGCCCAAAGAUUGGACCCAAACUUCAGAGGUGCCACUGUAAUUGUACACACAGAAAUUAAAAAUAAAAACUGCAGUCUGACUUUAUCAGCCCAUUUCAGUAAUGUAAAAAUCUACAAGCACCAGACCUGCAGAAAACGUAAGCACAGUGGGUCCUACUCCAAUGCUGAUUCUGUGAGUGGCUCUGAUGAGGAAAAUACAAUUCCAUUCCCAAAGGAUACCUAUUACUCGGGUAAAAUCUGUGCUUCCUGUGGGACCCACCGGACCCCUCUCUGGAGGGAUGCUGAUGAUGGCACACCCCUCUGUAAUGCCUGUGGAAUCAGGUUUAAAAAGUACCGCAUAAGAUGCAGUGCUUGUUGGCACAUUCCAAAGAAGGACAUCAAAACAUACCCUAAAUGUCCCCAUUGUGGAGCCUCACUUCGAGUUUCUUUUGCCAAGCGACAUCCUUGGUAACCAUCAUCAUUGUAAAGCAGUGAAAAUGAAUAAAAAGGAAAGUUAAUUUUAGGAACAUUUUAAGACAUUUUAGAGAAAUGUUUUGUAUUUUUUUGUAAGUAAUUCUGAGUUUACUGUAAUUAGUCUCUUAAUCAAGCAUAACUUCAUCUUAGUUUGUAUAUUAAUGUUUUAGUGUUUUUGUAUCAUUUUUCCAAACCUUUUACCAAAAAAAGGGAGAUUACUGUGUAUGUGUGACAAUUAAAAAAAUCUUUUGUUCUGUUAAAAAAUGUAACAUAGCUAGAAACAUUGGCAGUAUACAUGCAUGUCAGGUAUUAUUUAUAGAAAAUCCUAAAAUUAUUUUUCAUCGAGUGAAAGAUUAUUUUUUUAUUUAGGCUCCAAUAAAUUAGCAUUACAGUGCAUUCCAUGUGUACAUUUUGAGUUUGUUAUC